Messenger RNA from Prunus armeniaca (apricot), 615 nucleotides. NCBI's taxonomy places the organism in Eukaryota, Viridiplantae, Streptophyta, Magnoliopsida, Rosales, Rosaceae. The record is from the annotation of a GenBank genome assembly.
AUGGCUCGGACGACGUCGUUUUUGCUCUGCACCCUGGUCCUCUUCGGAACCCUAGCUCUCAUCCAGGCAAAGAAGUCAAAGGAGGAUCUGAAGGAAGUGACCCACAAAGUUUUCUUUGAUGUUGAGAUUGCUGGCAAGCCUGCUGGUCGGGUUGUAAUUGGUCUCUUUGGGAAGACGGUUCCCAAGACUGCAGAAAAUUUUCGAGCUCUUUGCACAGGGGAGAAGGGCAUUGGAAAGAGUGGAAAACCUCUCCAUUUCAAGGGUAGUAAAUUUCAUAGGAUUAUACCCAGUUUCAUGAUUCAGGGAGGUGAUUUCACACUUGGUGAUGGAAGAGGUGGAGAAUCAAUUUACGGAGAGAAGUUUGCUGAUGAGAAUUUCAAGCUGAAGCAUACUGGCCCAGGGCUUUUGUCAAUGGCAAAUGCUGGUUCCGACACCAAUGGUUCACAGUUCUUCAUCACAACUGUGACAACUAACUGGUUGGAUGGCAGACAUGUUGUAUUUGGAAAGGUGCUGUCUGGAAUGGAUGUGGUUUACAAGAUUGAAGCCGAAGGAAAUCAGAAUGGCACACCCAAGAGCAAAGUCGUGAUCGCAGACAGUGGCGAACUUCCUCUCUAG